AUGACGGACGACUUUGGGUUCUUUCCAAACCAGCCACGGGAGCCCGCCGCUUCCGUGUGCCCCGAGAAGCCGUGUCCUCGGAGCUCUUUCGACCCGGACGAGUGGCCGCUUGUCCGGGAGCCCUUCCCUGCCGGCCUACACGUAUGUACACAGUCUCGACACAUCAUCCUCGAUGCCCUCGCACGAAAACGUACGAAAAAGAGCCGCAACCGGACAAAAGAACGGCGGCAGCAGCAACAGCAACAAGAUGAUGAGGAGGAGGAGGAGGAGGAGGAGCAAGAACGCCAAAGAGAACACCUGGCCACGCUGCGGCCAUUCGUGCCGAACGUGGACAUCUUGUACCUCGACAUGGGCGCCGCUCCGGCGCGGUACCACCGGAGCAAGGCGAGCCGGAAGGUCUGGAAGGACGAGCCGCGGACGCACCUCUUCCAGGUCACCCAGGGGCUGCGUCAGACCUACCUCUCCGAGGUGACCAAGCUGGCGCUGCCGUUUGGCCUGUUCUCGCCCAGAUACCUACACAUGCAGCACGUCGUCUCCUGGAUCUUGACGCUGCUGCCGAUUCGGGAGCUGCACGUCAUCUUUGGCCGGAGCAAGUGGUCCGACCAAGAGUAUGGGGGGUAUCACAAGGACGAGAACGGGGACGGCGACGGCGACUGCGACGACACAUCGCCCAUGUCCCCGCCCAUACCACCAUCGACAUCCGCGCCCGUAUCAUGGAGGGUGUUGCCGCCAAAGACGCCGCAGCUCAACCGGCAGCUUGCCGCUGCCAAGGUGAGGAGCUGGAUGGAGGGCUGCUGGCCACAAGGUCUUGUGGGGGCGGCGUUGAAAAGCGAGGGGGUGCUGGGCAUAUUAUCGAAUGGUAUUGUUGUUAAACCUGGCCUCCUGAUCCGGUCGAGAGGGUGGGAAUAG
This is a messenger RNA of Pyricularia pennisetigena, 909 nucleotides long. RefSeq lists its product as uncharacterized. The transcript has a single exon. The record is from RefSeq and is a predicted model, not a curated record. The coding region runs from base 1 to 909 and encodes 302 amino acids. Lineage: Eukaryota; Fungi; Ascomycota; Sordariomycetes; Magnaporthales; Pyriculariaceae.